AUGUUUAACCCGUAUCAGAUUCGCGGUAUCGGGUAUCUUGGAACUAAUUGGAUUUGCGGCGAGAUUGAGGACGAAGGUAACCAUGGCAACGAUGACACUCGACUGUUCAUCUUGUCAACGUUGGCUGGGCAACACAAGCCAAGAGUAUCCUGCGCUCUCUGCAAAGAAACUCUGCACGUCUUUGAUCGUUAUCCUCUAGUCGAUGGUACCUUCUUCUUAAGUCCAAGACAGCAUACGAGCAGCGCUGUGGAGGUCAAAGUGGAAGGGCGCACCCAAUACCUAACGUGUGUAUGCAUGGGCUGCCUGGAGAGAUGCGACCCCGAGAGGACCAUCCGCUGCCGGUUCUGCGGACAGAAGUGGGACGGCACGUCGCUCGUGCUUGGCACCAUGUACUCUUAUGAUAUCUUCAUGGCGACACCCUGCUGCGCGGAACGAUUGAAGUGCAACAGCUGUUACAAGCCCCUGCUGCAUCCACAGCAGCGGCUCAACUACUCCGACUACUCACACCCGGUGACGUGCCCGCAUUGCCGCGUGCUGGACACCCAUUUCACGGCGGUGCCGGGGACCUCCCCCGGCACCCCCCCUGCUUCCACUGACGCAUGGAACUUCGCACCGUCGCCACCACGCCGCGCCUCGCCCCCCGCUUUACGUCCCGUCGUCAACACCAGCAUGGCAUCCCGCGUGCCAGAGCCCGAAGAGCCUAAAUACAUCACGCCGACUCUCGCCAGUAUCACCGAGUCGCUCAACUUGCUCGGGUUGAGCCCGGAGACGCUGGCGAUGAGUUUAGGGGAGUCGCUCGCCGAGCGCUACCUCGCUGCGCUUAGGCCCAAGCAGCCUGAGCGGCCUCUGCCUACGCUCGGCGGCUGCGGCCGACCGCGGCCGACCCCCCUCGCCGACUCGUCGCAACUUCAGCUCUUCUCGAACGACUUCAUCGACUAUUUGAACCAAAUCGCGUAA
Messenger RNA from Chilo suppressalis (striped riceborer), 957 nucleotides. Lineage: Eukaryota; Metazoa; Arthropoda; Insecta; Lepidoptera; Crambidae. The record is from the annotation of a GenBank genome assembly.